UCUCCGAAUAGACUUUACAGUGAAACCACGUGAAGUUUAUUUCAAAUAUUAUUUACGUUUUUACUAAAAUAAUCUAAAUUGUGUUGUUUAGAAAAGUAAGCGAAAAUGUUAAUAAGCAGUGCAUGUGAAUUAGAUUGAUUUUAAGUGCCAAAUAGCAAAUGAAAAGUGUAUAAAACGUGGGUGAACAAAGUUUAGAUUCGUAAUUUAUUUAUGCUGUAAAACGUAAAUUAACAGAAAUCAAGAUGUGUGUGAAGUCAGCGGGUGUGAGGAGCGGCCUCUUCUUGGGCUUCGGCUCGUUGCUGGUUGUAUCAGGCGCCGUCAUAGUGGUCUUCUGGCCAGCGAUCUUUGACAGCCAGUUACAAAGAAUGAUGAUCCUAGCACCAGAUUCUGUAUCGUUCGGCAUAUGGAGGGAAACACCGAUUCCUAUGUUUUUGGAGAUCUUCUUCUUCAAUAUUAGUAAUGUAAACGAAAUACUAAGUGGGACGGCAGAGAAGCUCAAAGUCGUGGAAAUGGGACCGUACGUGUUCCAAGAAUCUCAUACUAAGGUGAAUCUGACGUGGAAUGACAACAGUACCCUCACGUUCUACAACCAGCGGUUCUGGCACUUCAAACCUGAAAUGUCAGUUGGAACCAUCGGUGAUAACAUCACCAGCAUCAACCCUGUUAUUGCGACGGUGGCGUACCUGAUGAGGAAGCAGCGGUUACCACUGAAGGUGUCCGUGGACUUGUUCCUGAGGAUGUUUCAUCCGCACAUGUUCCAGACGGCCAACGUCACAUCCUGGCUCUUUGAUGGCAUAGAGGAUAGAGUCCUGGACAUCGCGUUGAAGAUCCCUGAACUUCCCUUCGACAUUCCAUAUGAUAAAUUCGGAUGGUUUUACGAGCGCAACGGCUCCCUAGAAUUCGACGGCUCAUUCAACAUCAAUACUGGAGCCAGUGACUUCUCCCAGCUUGGCAACGUGCAGGAGUGGAGAUACGCCAAUAGGACGGACUACAGGGACGAAUGUGGGGAAGUGAAGGGGUCUACAGGAGAGCUCUGGGCGCCAGAAUAUGGGCAGCCAGAGGUGAAUGUGUUCGCUUCUGAUAUUUGCACGUACCUGACCCUGGGUAAAGACCGGGAUGUGCAAGUAGAAGGGAUAGAUGGAGUGCAGUAUGCAGCCAAUGACUCAGUGUUCGACAACGGAUACAAAUAUCCGAGGAUGGCAUGUUACUGUGACGUAGUGCGGGACGAGGAGUGCCUGCCGGCCGGAGCCCUGAACGUGUCGGACUGUCGGUUCGGAGCCCCGGCCUUCGUGUCACUGCCUCACUUCCUACACGCCGACCCUAUCUAUGCCAGCAAAAUUGAUGGGUUGAAUGCUACUGAAGACAUGAACUUCAGACUAGCGCUGGAGAUGUUCACCGGCAUGCCCCUGUCUGUAGCCGCGCAGUUACAGAUCAACUUGCUUGUACGGAGAGUUAGUGGCAUCACUAUAAACAACGCGUUGCCGGACCCGGACACGAUGGUGCCGAUGUUCAGGUUCCGGCAGGAGACGGCCGUGACGCCGGAGUACGCCGCCAUGGCUCGCUCCGCGCUGCGUCUGCGCUACUGGGUGCCGUACGGGCUCUACGGACUCACUGCAAUCGGAGUAGCGCUACUAGUAGGAGGUAUCAUUGUAUUAGUAAGAAAACUAAUGAAAUCCCCCGACACUGCGCCGCUCAUAACCCCAGAGAGUUCACGCCCCACUGAAAGUCUAGAAUCCUAGUGACACACAAACAGACAAUAACUGAUAGUGAAUGUAUGAAGUAAGUGAAACUAGUGAUUAUUUUGUACGGACUGAAAGUCGCAUGAUUUUAUAUGUAUGUUUGUAGAAAAUCUCACCUCGAUACGGAUUUUUAGAGAAAUGAUGUCGUCAUACUAAAAUGUUCUUAGUGGCUCUAACUCGAUGACAGCGCCAUCUAUGUGAGCUUAUUGUUCUUGAUUUUUGUAUGUAAAACAAAUGAAUAGAAUAACUUUUAUCUGUUUUGGCUUGCAGUGCCAUUUAAGAGUCGAUUCUGAAAAAUCGAUUCGAAAUUCAAUCGAAAAAAAAAUGGAAUCGAUUAUUAAAAACCUCCUCUUUUUACGAAGUAGGUAAAUAUAAUAAUAAUAAUAAGGCAAAUAUUGCUUAAAAAUGACUUAACCAUAAUAAUUUAAGCUUUAAACUAGAAUUAUGAGCUUCCUAACAUCUUGUACUGCCAUAAAAAAGUUCCAGAUGCAUACAGGGUGUGCAAAACUGAAAUUAUUUAAACACUAUAAUUUUGACACUCUCAGAGCUAACUCGUAUUUUUUGUAUGUAAGUGCCUUGAAAUGCUGAAAGCUGUAAUUUUUCUUGUAAACUAUAAAUGUAUUGUAAAUAAAAAACGGCUGUAAGUAAAUAAAACUGUUUUAGUAACACGCUGUAUAUGUGCUAUGUAUUCUUCCAGUUUAGUUUAUAUUGUACUUAGUUUUUAUAUGGUAUAUUGUUUGUAUUAAAAUAAAAAGGGUUUUUUAUACAUUGUAAAUAUAAAAAUGUAAAAUGAAAUGAAAUUUCUUGUGUACCUAC
Molecule: messenger RNA, 2555 nt
Organism: Spodoptera litura
Lineage: Eukaryota; Metazoa; Arthropoda; Insecta; Lepidoptera; Noctuidae
Gene: SCRB3
Product: scavenger receptor class B member 3
Cellular component (GO): membrane; cytoplasm
Molecular function (GO): scavenger receptor activity
Source: RefSeq, a predicted model, not a curated record